UUCAAAAAAUUUUUUUUAAAUAUAUAAAUAUGUUUUUCAUUAAAGUUAUUCUGGUCUGCAGGUUAAUUAGAGACUUAAAUUCAAGUAAUUGGUUUUCACUGUGGAUUCAGGCAAAUCCUUCCAUGCUCUGACAGCACCAAAUAUAGUCACUGUCCAUAUAGCUACAUUUCCUAUUACUGGUACUAUUUGUCUUAGCAUAUUAUAUAUUUGUCAUGUGGUUUGGAGUAAGAAAUGUGCCUCUAAUGUAUUUUUACUAGUUAAAAGAAGUGUUAACUUAAUUCCUAAUUCUAGAACUUCAAAGGAAAAAAAAAGAUCUAGCUUAAAUCUAGAUUCAAGAUGUUGAUCCAGAUCCAGGGACACCUUUUUGGAAUGGUUCAAAAGUGGCAACUACUUGUCACUGUAGAUUACUGAGUCAUAAAUCUAUUAUACUAUUGACUGGUAGUGCUCAAAGUACAGAACACAAACAUAUGGAAGCACCCUUGACGAACUCACUGGCAGCUAAUCUAAUAAUCAAUAUAAAUAUAGUCGCAUAGGAUUUAGACAUUAAUUAUUAUUCUAGUCUAGAACAGUGCAUACCUUCUGUACAAAUGAGAUGUCAGUGUGCAGUUACAACAAUACAUAUGUUGCUUCAAAAAGGAAAAUAAUUACGUCCUACGCGAAUCCAUGUGUUCAGAUAGUCUUGCAUUUGUUAAUUGUAGACUAAAACUCGCUUAGUAUUGGUUUUCAUGGCUGAUUUAGGCAACUUGUUCCAUGCAGGAAUCAAAAUAAAAAACAGGAAUGACUUGCUUUAUCAAACAUUGGACAAAGGAGUGCAAUUUUAAGUGGAUAUAUAAUAAUACUUUUCAAUUAUCAAUUACCAGUAAAAAAAAUAAUGGUUUCAGAAAAUGUUGAACAAAACUUUUUCAGUUGUGUCUGUUCUUCUUAAUUACAACACUUAAUUCUAUUUGAUCAGCAAAUGAAACUUAAUUCUAUUUGAUCUGCAAAUGAAGGAUAAAUCUGGCCCAGCAAUAAUUUGCUUUAUUGUUUUAAUGAUAAGUUAUUUAUAUUUAAAGACAUUUGAAAAACAGAACUUAGAUCUGGCUGUUUGUAUUCUGUCCAGCAGACAAAAUUUUGAGUUACGAAAUGCUAUAAGGAAUUCAUGGUUUAAUGAUAUUGUUUCAAUAGAGCUUGGACAUACUAAAACAGUUCAAGCUAAAUUUGUUAUUGGACAGGAUGCUUGUCUUAUUCAUCCAGAAAAUAGAAUUGACAGCUUUGGGUGUGAACCGUGGAACGUAUCAUUGCCAAAAUCUUCAGAACUUACAACUUUCUUCAUGAAACCAGACAAUUGUAAUCAACAUUUUAAUUUUGUGCUAAACUUUUAUGUUAAAGUGAUGCAUGGCAUUGUUUUGAAAAGGAUAGGAAUUGCUGAUAUAUUUUCUCAGCUCGUGUUGAAAGAACAUGAAAAAGCAUCAAUGAAUGUGUAUUUCUAUGAUGCUAGAACAGAUGAAGAAAUCAGUAUCACUCAUUUUGAUGGAAAUAAUAAAGGCCAAGAAAGAAAUGGAUACUCAUACAGACCAGUGCAGGAAAUUUUGUUGCCUAAAGGUUAUGAGUUUAUUAUUCAACUUAAAUUGGAUUUGAAAUUGAGUUAUCUCGAAAAAUUAAAAACUGGGAUCAAUAGUGUGUCGGAAGAGAGUCACCAUGGGAUGAUUGUGAUAAGAGCUACAGAUCAAUAUGGUCAUUUGUUAAAUGAAAGAACACAUGUUAAUUAUAUUCCAGCUGUUUCAUUCAUGUUUACUGUUCACAGUGUUGAGUCUCUAAAAAAUCAUUUAGAGUUAGUUUUGGAUAGAGACAAAGAGUGGCUUCAGAAAGUAGACUUGGAGUCACAACAAUUGAAAGAAGAACAAAAACUCUAUCAAGACAUCAUCCUUGUAGAUGUCUUGGAUGUGUACAGAAAUUUACCACAGAAAGUCUUAGCAGGUCAUUUAUGGUUAGAGGAUAAUUAUGUUGUCAAAUAUGUAAUGAAAACAGAUGAUGAUUGUUAUGUUAACAUCGACACUGUUCUUAAAUCACUUCCAAACUGUAGUGGGACUAACAUGAUCUGGUGGGGAAACUUUAGGACUAACUGGGCAGUUGAGCAACAUGGAAAAUGGGUUGAGCUCGAGUAUGGCGCUAUGGUUUAUCCCAGAUUUGCCUGUGGUUCAGGAAACAUUGUCUCGUCUGAAGUGCAUUCUUGGCUUGUGCUAAAUAGACAGAAACUCAAGCACUUUCAAGGGGAGGAUGUUUCCAUGGGCAUUUGGCUCUCUGGGCUCAAUGUCCAACAUAUUCAGGAUGACAGAUGGCAGUGCAAGAUGUCUUGUGAUAAUGACCUGCUAUCUCUACCAGAGUUGUCUCCUGAAGAAAUACACUGGCAUUGGAACAACAGCAAGCACUGUGCUACUCCUUGUUUGCCAUGCUAAAUGCUCAGUGCUUUCAAUACAUAACUGAAUAAACUUAAAGGAAACUUUCAAUAUACUUAUAUAUUAAACUUAUUAUUACCAUGUGUCUUUCAAUUUUGUUCAAUUAAACAAUUUCGUGUGCUGUAGAGUGAACCAAUGCUGUGAAUUUUACUGUGCAAAUGAACUACCUACUUUGUUGUAUAUGUUGAUGUGUACUAAAUUAAUAAAAAUUUAAAAAAUA
Biomphalaria glabrata is the source of this 2655-nucleotide messenger RNA. Its product is annotated as UDP-GalNAc:beta-1,3-N-acetylgalactosaminyltransferase 2-like. NCBI's taxonomy places the organism in Eukaryota, Metazoa, Mollusca, Gastropoda, Planorbidae. The record is from RefSeq and is a predicted model, not a curated record. Gene Ontology annotation, cellular component: membrane. The transcript is spliced from 2 exons. Bases 984 to 2435 code for a protein of 483 amino acids. Gene Ontology annotation, molecular function: hexosyltransferase activity.